This is a messenger RNA of Mangifera indica (mango), 1339 nucleotides long. Its product is annotated as probable ADP-ribosylation factor GTPase-activating protein AGD11. The annotation marks the transcript as partial. The transcript is spliced from 9 exons. Gene Ontology annotation, molecular function: phospholipid binding; GTPase activator activity. The record is from RefSeq and is a predicted model, not a curated record. Lineage: Eukaryota; Viridiplantae; Streptophyta; Magnoliopsida; Sapindales; Anacardiaceae.
AAUUUGACUUUGAUUCUUGGAACCGUAAGAACCCUUUUAAAAUCUUGUUUUUAUGAAGCAGUUUGUGGGGGUUCUCGCCUGUGUGAUCUCUUAAGAUCAGAAACACCAAGAUGGAGAGGGCAAAAAGAUCAGCCAACAUAUUCUGGUGCACAAGGAAAGCUGGAGAAUCUUUUGAGUCAAUCUGGUAAUGACUUUUGUGCAGAUUGUGGAUCUCCAGAUCCAAAAUGGGUAUCUUUGAGUCUUGGAGUAUUUAUUUGUAUCAAGUGUUCUGGCAUUCAUAGAAGUCUUGGAGUGCACAUAUCAAAGGUCAUAUCAGUGAACCUAGAUGAAUGGACAGGUGAACAAGUUGAUGCUUUGGAAGAUAUCGGGGGUAAUAAUGCAGUGAACAAGAAAUAUGAGGCUUAUAUCCCAAAUAAUUUCAAAAAACCAAAUCCAGAUUCAUUAACAGAGGAGCGCUCUGAUUUCAUCAGGAGAAAGUAUGUGAAGCUACAAUUUACAAACUCUGAUGAUCAAACACUACACUGCCCAUUCCCAGCACCUCAUAGACAUACUUCAUCGUCCCCAGCAAGUUCAUCGACCUGUUACAUUUCGAACGAUAAGAAACAUUAUGAAAAACUACCAACCAGACAGCGUAUUGGACAAUCAUUUCGUAACAGAAUGGGAAGGAAUGAGACUGAUAGCAAGUUAGCAAAGAAGAACUCAUUGGCAAGUAUGGUCGAGUUUGUUGGAUUGAUUAAGGUCAAUGUGGUCAAAGGCAUUAACCUGGUUAUUCAAGAUGUCCUAACCAGUGACCCGUAUGUCAUCCUAGUAUUGGGCCACCAAACAACGAGGACACGUGUCAUAAAGAAUUGUCUGAAUCCUAUUUGGAAUGAAAGUCUAAUGUUGUCAAUUCCAGAAAACAUUCCUCCUUUAAAAGUGUUUGUGUAUGACAAGGAUAAAUUCACUUUCGAUGACUUUAUGGGGGAGGCCGAGGUUGACCUUCAACCCUUAGUGGCUGCUGCGAGAGCCUAUGAGAAUUGGACAAUGCAUGAAUCUGUAGAUUUUGAGAAGUGGGUAUCGUCCAAGGAUAACACCUCAGUGGAAGAUGGUGUCAUUAGUCUUGUGGAUGGGAAGUUGAAACAGGAAAUUAUUCUUCAGCUGCAGAAGGUUGAAAGUGGUGCAUUAGAAAUUGAGCUUGAGUGUGUUCCUCUUACUCAAUAACAUAGAGAUAUUGUAAUGCAAUCUGAGAAGAAAUAAUUACCACUUGUAUAUUAUUCAUGGUGAAUUACGUUACAUACAGAAUUGAUGUGGAAUUACGUAUACAAUUUUAAGAAGGAAACCAAUUACUAAAUUUUUAAAA